Molecule: messenger RNA, 596 nt
Organism: Plectropomus leopardus (leopard coralgrouper)
Lineage: Eukaryota; Metazoa; Chordata; Actinopteri; Perciformes; Serranidae
Gene: rpa3
Product: replication protein A3
Biological process (GO): base-excision repair; nucleotide-excision repair; DNA replication
Cellular component (GO): site of double-strand break; DNA replication factor A complex; nucleus
Molecular function (GO): single-stranded DNA binding; damaged DNA binding
Source: RefSeq, a predicted model, not a curated record
UUUCCCGCGCCACACUGCUUUGUUCGUGUUCAGUAACGCCAUAACAGCCAAACAGUAAGAUGGCAGGCAUACUGGAUGUCCCGAAACCAAGAAUAAUGUGCGCCCUGCUGUCGCAGUACAUAAACAGACCGGUCUGCUUCGUCGGACGUGUUGAAAAGGUUCACCCAACAGGAAAAACGUUCACUGUCUCUGAUGGAGAGGGAAAGACUGCAACAGUUGAACUCAACGAACCUCUUGAAGAGGAGCUGAGCGGUGUUGUGGAGGUCAUUGGUAUGGUGUCUAACAAAGGAGCAAUAAUGGCCACCACAUACAACAUGCUGCGGGAGGACAAGGGCAUUGCUUUCGAUUUAGAGCUGUAUACCGAGGCUCUGAAAGUCAUCCAUGAUUUCCCCCAGCACUACCCUUUUGAAGUGGCUGCAAGCGGAUGAAGAUGCAGUCACUAAAGAUUGUCCUUAAGUUCAGUGUCCAAUGUUUGUGUCAUGUGUCCAGUUUUUGUUGUGAUUUGAAAACACAUUUGUACAGAAGAAAGCUUGUAAUAUCAAAAGUUCUGUCGGUAAAAUUAAAAACUGUAAAGACCAAAUGAAGUGGCAUGGUUG